This is a messenger RNA of Dermatophagoides farinae (American house dust mite), 1395 nucleotides long. RefSeq lists its product as uncharacterized. The record is from RefSeq and is a predicted model, not a curated record. NCBI's taxonomy places the organism in Eukaryota, Metazoa, Arthropoda, Arachnida, Sarcoptiformes, Pyroglyphidae.
UUCGGAUCGAUUUGUUUGAAAUGGCUCAUAGUGAACGACGAAGAUCGAAAGCUCGUAGAGGAGGAGGUGGUGGCCGUCGAAGUGAAAAAGAUAAAGAAAAACGAAAACCAAUUUCGCCACGUAUACCGUCGGAUGCACCAACCGCAUUGAUUGCUCCAAACGAUUAUGAACAUAUUUUUACGUCUAAGCAAAAUCGAACACGACCCAAAGAACAGCGAACACAAAGAAUACCAUCGGAUGCACCGACAGCUAUUAUUGCACCAGAGGAUUAUGAACAUAUUUACUCAGCUAAAACACAAGCAAAAAACAAAGUAAAAGCUAAAGAAGAUAAAACAACAUUGAAAAUACGUUCAGACGAACCGACUGCAUUGAUAGCGCCUGAAGAUUAUGCACAUAUUUUUUCAAAUAAAAAGAAAAUCAUAACGACUAAAGCAAAAACUCCAUUACAAAUACGUUCAGACGAGCCAACCGCAUUAAUAGCUCCGGAUGAUUAUGAACAUAUUUUUUCUAAAAGAAAAGAACAAUUAAUGAAGAAACAACAACAAUCGGUAAAAGUACAGGCAAAAGCACUAUUGCCAUUAUUGGAAUCGGCAGGACCUACAGCAUUAAUCGCACCCGAAGACUAUGAACAUAUUUAUACUGCUGCUAAAAAAGUGGUGAAAGAUUUACAAAUCGAUUCCAACGCACCGACAGUAUUGAUUGCACCGGAAGAUUAUGAACAUAUUUAUAAACGGCAACAGAUUCAAACAAAAAAAGCAGCAACAAUACAACCGAAAAAAGUGGAAGCUCUGGAAUUUCCAUCGGAUGCUCCAACAGCAUUAAUCGCACCCGAAGAUUAUGAACACAUUUAUAAACGACAAAAAGAUCAACCAUCAAAGACAACAUUAUUCCAGAAAAAAGUUCUAUCACGCAAACAGCCACAACAGCAACAACAACAGAAUAAUGCUCUUGAAUUUCCAUCCGAUGCACCAACAGCUCUCAUUGCACCUGAUGAUUAUGAACAUAUUUAUUCAAAAGGUAAAAAGCAGUCCAUGCCACAACAACAACAACAACAACAACUGUCAACACAACAGAUGAUGAUUCAAAAACAGCAGCAACAACAAUCAACACCAGAAUUUCAACCACAAGUUAUGCAGGAUGGUAAAGUAAUGAUCGAUUUGAAUAAUGCACAUCAUCUACUUCAAUUAUUACGUAUGAUACAAACAUUACAACAAUCAUUAAGUAUUAAUGAACAGCUACAAGAACAAGAUUCAACAACAAGUCAAAGUGAUGAUUGCAAUAAUGGCAAUAAUGAUUUAUCAAAAUCCAAACGAAAAUUUAGUCGAAAAAAAUGAAAAUUUAUUGAAUGGUUUUUUCUCUUGUAAAUAAAAUUUGAUAAUACUUGCACCAUCUUUA